AUGACAGUCAAGCCGUAUGACCGUCUUAUUCCUAGUCAGGCGAGGGUGUCAGCUGUGUCAGGAGUACCUCAAUCUUACCCUCGUUACCCCAUCUUGAAUGCUGCACAUUAUUCCUACGCUCGUAACCCCAUUUCCCAUUUUCUCUGGCCAGUGUACCUCGUGACGUCACCGGCGACGGUUGCACAAACGGUACCGCUGUUCGACGUCGCCUCGAACGGCUCGCUGGUCACCGAAUCUUCUGGAACGACGUCGCUCACGCAGUCCUUUGACGUGGCCCUUCGAGAUGUCAGUCUGUGUCUCUGGCUCAGUCCUCGGAGACUUCACAGCGCCAAUAAUGUAGCGGCGCUCAAGGCCGUGAGGGAAGGGAAACACGUGAAGAUUGUUUUACGCCAGGGAAGUCUGGAAGUCCUGCAACAAGGCUGCGUCCUCAGGGUGCUUGAAACGCCGGAGGUCCAAGAAUGGCACCACGUUUGCCUCGUUCUUUCUCCCGACCUUGGCUUCUACUUCGAUGGCAAGAUUGUGCGAGGAAUUACCCAAUGCAAGUUGGGUCUUGGUGGGCCCUUUAUUGAUGGUGUUGAUGGAUAUGAUGAUGGUGAUACCUUUUCUGCCGGCGUUGGUGACGGGGAUGUAAGUGACGUCACAAAUGGAGUCGAAGUCGUCCUCGGAGGAUCAAACUGGAACGCGCUCCCUUUCUCCGGGUUUCUGGCUGACGUGAGAGUCUUCAGCCGCAAUCUGACUGCGGGGGAGGUGGCUUCCGUCGCAGCUCUCAGCGACGCCUCGCCGGCUUACUUCUCCGUCGGCGGGACCCCUUCCGGCUCGCGGCUGGCGAGCUCCGGCGUCGAGGUGUCGGAAAUCGAAGCCCAGAAGUUACUCGAGGCUCGGAAACCCAGGAAAUAUUUGUAUUUCGCGGAGAGGACGACUUACGCCAAAGCCAGCGAUGCUUGUGCCAAACUCGGCGGGGAAUUUCUGACUUACUCCAAGACAGGCAGAGAAGACCUUGCCAAAAACGUAAGCGAAUACAUAGACCAAAUUUCCGUGGACAUUGAUCGCUUCUGGGUCCGAAUUCUCGACCGAAACACCAGUGACGACGUCUGCCCUUCCGUGAGAGUUGGAAAGCCGACCCCAACGCUGAGGCUCGAUUACAUACCGUGUGGCAUGGCGGUGGGUAUUCUCUGUCAGAUGCCCGAGGACUUCAAGCUGAAAGUCCUCGGUCUGGACGAUGACAACAUCUUCUCGCCCUCGUACAACGCUCCGGGAACGUUCGUAAGCAGGACGAAGUACCUUCUGAGAUACGCGAACGGCCAGAUCGCCCUCUGGAACGUCCUGAGCGACAAGGUCAUUUACGAGCGUCAUUUAGGGAGCAUCGAGCACCUUCUCGGACGCUCCCUUCUUCGAGAGGACGAGGAAGGAGGCCCUGACAGGACUCUGGUUCUCUCGACCUGCCGGGAGGACCAAUUCACGUGCUCCUGUGGCGCUUGUGUCAGCCUCGACGACGUGUGCAACCUCAGCCUCGAGUGCCCGGAUGGCAGCGACGAAAUCUACUGCUCCCGCAAGUACGAGCUCCCGAGGAACUACAAGAAGGAGUUCUCGCCCUCGAUGGGCUCUCGAGCCCGAACCCAAGUGGGACUGGAAGUGGUCCUCGAGAACGUAGAGCCCUUGAUCACCAACCAGAACCUCCUGCAGCUGAGCCUCAACGUCAGCGUGGUCUGGAGGGAUUCGAGGCUGACCUUCAGCUUCCUCGAGGUGGACCGUCCCGUGAGGCUGACCGAGGAGGUGUUCUCGCACUUCUGGCUGCCGAGGGUCGUCCUGGACACGGCCGUCGAGGAGGACAAGGACGUGUUCAACUUCCGCGACUCGCCGGGCGUGCUGUGCGCCACGGCUCGAGGGCCGGGCCAGGACGCCGUCGUCGGAGGCCGGGAAGGUAAGCGCUCGGGUCGUGCGCGGCGUCCGGAGGCGGAGGGGUCGGCGUCUUACAUACAUAAAGCCAUUAAUCAAAGAUCAAUACAUAAACUAUACACUCACACAAAUGUUAGUUUUGAAAAUCCACUUUCCAUACGAUUCCUUCUCCCCAAACACCUUUUAUCUUUAUUUUCUUUAUUCACAUUAUCAUUUAUUUCUUCUACUUCUUAUCUUAUUUCGAUGGCAGCCCCACAAGGGCGCUGCUGCGUCCAAAACGGAGGCUUUCGUCGUGAGACUAAUUUCCUCUUGCAACAUCCCUCCAAAAUCCUAACCAAAAAUCCUCCCACAUCCUCCCAACAUUCCUCACUCCCUUCCUCCCAACAUCCUCCCAACAUGCUUGCCACUCCCUCCCAACAUCCUCCCAACAUGCUUGCCACUCCCUCCCACAUCCUCCGUCUCUCCCUCCAGCGCUGCCGCGUCCCGCUCCGCCUCGAAGGAUCCCUCGCCCCCGACAGCCGCUGGGACGCCGAGGCGGCGCGCGUGGGACUCCUCGAAGGACUCCGCGUCCCGCUGUUCCGCCUGUCGGGGCUGGACCUCUCCGUCGCAGGCGCGGCCGAGGGCGGGGACGGCGGGGACACGAUCGUCCUCGACCUGACCUUCGCCCGCAAGUCGGGCGCCUACUUCCUCCACACCUUCCUCCCGUGCGUCGUGUUGGCGGCCAUCGGCCUCAUCACUCACGCCUUCCCUCACGAGGACUUCAGCGACCGGGUGGCCACCACGCUGUCCUGCCUCGUCGUCAUGGCCGCCUUCUUCAUCCAGAAAAACCAAAAAUUCCUCCCCCCCCCCCCCCAGGUGAGCACCGCCCUCCCCUCGUCCGCCGAAGCGAAGCUCAUCGACGUGUGGAUGCUGGGACACGUCCUCCUCAUGCUAAUGGUCUUCGUCACCCACGUGCUCGUCAAGUCCUUCCUGGCGGCGAGCGAGGCGGCGGAGGCGCAGGAGGAGGCAGCGGACGCUUCCAUCCCCACGAUGGGUCGGUCUCGGCAGCACGGGGGUCAGAGGAAGGCGCCGCAACGAGGCCGCUUAUGCCGCGCUGUUGGCCGACCCACCAGCUGGCCCACGUUCUUGAACCGCGUGGGCCUUGUGGGCUGUUCGCUCACCUAUGUGCUGUUUCUUCUGGCUUUUUAUGUCUAUGUGGUGCACGUUAGUUAA
Messenger RNA from Penaeus monodon (black tiger shrimp), 3108 nucleotides. RefSeq lists its product as uncharacterized. Gene Ontology annotation, biological process: monoatomic ion transport. Lineage: Eukaryota; Metazoa; Arthropoda; Malacostraca; Decapoda; Penaeidae. The record is from RefSeq and is a predicted model, not a curated record. The coding region runs from base 1 to 3108 and encodes 1035 amino acids. Gene Ontology annotation, cellular component: membrane. Gene Ontology annotation, molecular function: protein binding; extracellular ligand-gated monoatomic ion channel activity. The transcript has 7 exons.